Molecule: messenger RNA, 3078 nt
Organism: Cladophialophora yegresii CBS 114405
Lineage: Eukaryota; Fungi; Ascomycota; Eurotiomycetes; Chaetothyriales; Herpotrichiellaceae
Exons: 1
Coding region: 1-3078 (1025 amino acids)
Biological process (GO): mismatch repair; nucleotide-excision repair
Cellular component (GO): nucleus; nucleotide-excision repair factor 2 complex; XPC complex
Molecular function (GO): damaged DNA binding; single-stranded DNA binding
Source: RefSeq, a predicted model, not a curated record
AUGCCGCCUAAGAAGAAACGUACAGCAAAACAACCGGCCCCGGCAGCGUGUCAGUCUGCUAGUCAGCGUGGUCGUGGCAGGCCCGAAGAUGACAUUGGAGGCGUCUAUGGCGAGAUGCUUGCUGAGGCUCUUGCGGAGGAGCAUGCCACAGCUUCGCCCCCGAGACCAGCAAAGCGACGCAAAACAAGCGAGGAACCCUGGAGCAAGAUUGAGCUUGAUGUAAAUCUAUUCAGCGGACCUGAUAAUGUUCGAAGUCCUGCACCCGUCGAGUCCGAACCUGCACGGCUCCAACAGGUCACCCUCACUGAGUUCGAUACUGCAACCGAGUCAGAUCCCGAAUUUGAGGAUGUCAACCUCGAGCCACUUGCUGAAGAGGCUGAAUACGAUGAUGAACCAGACGAGAAGCCUCUCGAGCUCAACCUUUCCAAAGUGUCCACGCCUACACGUGCUACACCAAGACGGAAACCUGUAAAUGCGGCAGAAAGACGGCUUCGUUUGGAUGUGCAUAAAGCGCAUCUCGUCAUGUUACUAGCGAAUCUCAAAUGUCGAAAUCAUUGGUGCAAUAGUGAGACAUUACAAGCCAUUUUGAAGCCCCUUGUCCGGCGGAAAACUACAUCGUUGCUUCAUGUGGACGAACGAAAGGCCCAAUAUGAACGAAACCGGUCCUUCAUGACAGGAAUCGAAGAAGUAUGCUCUAUCUGGGAAAGCGUGUGGACAAUAGAGGGAAGGGGGAUGACACGUGCUUUUUGGAGAGAUGAUGUCGAUGCUGUCAAGGAAAGCGAUGACACCGAGGACCUCGACUUCGAUGACUUCAAGACUGCAGCGAUCUCAAAACGUGGGUCGAGAGAUCUAGCUGCUCAGCUGUUCUGUGCCCUACUUCGUUCCAUUGCUGUUGACGCCCGCUUGGUGUGCUCGUUGCAAGUCUUACCUUUUUCGAGAGUUGCAAAGGGACAGACGCCGCAGAAGCCAAAGGCAGAAUAUAUUCGUGCGCCUCCUCAAGACUACGGCUCAACAUCCGGCACAAGCGCGCAGACGCGAAAAGUGUUUUCAGAGUCAAUGUUUCCGAUCUUUUGGGUUGAGGUUUUCUCUCCGGCCAUACAAACAUGGAUUCCUGUGGACCCUAUCGUCCGUCAAACGAUCAACAAGCCGAAGACGGGGUUUGAACCUUACGCCAAUGACAGCUACAACAAGAUGACAUACGUGAUUGCAUUCGAAGAUGAUGGCUCGGCAAAAGACGUAACGAGACGUUACACUCAAUUCUACAAUUCGAAGGUCCGAAAACAGCGGGUCGAAAGCACUCCAGGAGGCGAGAAAUGGUGGGAUAAGACCAUGCGAUUUUUUGAGAAGCCCUUUCGCGAAGCUCGAGAUGACAUUGAGGAUGCGUUUCUUCAUACGCGCACCGAGAGCGAGCCCAUGCCUAAUAACAUUGAAGAUUUCCGAGGUCAUUCAGUGUAUGUUUUGGAGCGGCAUUUGCGCAAGAACGAAGUCAUUCACCCGAGACGCGAGUCAGGCAAAGUCAAGAUAGGGUUCGGAAAGGACUCUAAGCUCGUCAGCGUGUUUCGCCGCCGAGACGUCCAUGUUUGCCGAACUGCCGAUGCUUGGUAUCGACGAGGAAGAGAUGUCAACGAAGGGGAGCAGCCGCUGAAACGGGCUGUUCCCAGACGGACCCGGACGCCGGCUGCCGAUGACUUUGAUGACGACGAAGAUGCCGCCGGUGGCACGGCUUUAUACGCCGAGUUCCAGACUAGCUUGCACAAGCCACCUCCGGUCGUCGACGGCAAAGUACCGAGGAAUGCCUACGGUAACCUCGAUGUCUACGUGGCGUCAAUGAUUCCAGCAGGGGCCGUCCACAUCCGACAUCCUCUUGCCGCGAAAGCAACUCGCAUUCUUGGGAUCGACUACGUGGAUGCUGUGACAGGCUUUCAAUUCAAAGGCCGACAAGGCACGGCUGUCAUCGACGGCGUAGUAGUCGCCAUGAACAUGACGAAUGCAAUGAUCACCGUGAUUGAAGCACUAGAGUCGCAGGCAUCAGAAGAGGCCGAAGAGGCACGAACUAAAAUCCUUCUGGCGAUGUGGAAACGCUGGCUCACUGCAAUGCGUGUACGAGCACAUGUGCAGCACCAAUAUGGGGAUCGUGAGGAAGGCACAAAAGGCAAAGCCCUCCUUGUGGACGACGAUGACGACGAAGAUGACACCACAUAUAAGCCGGAGGACGACGGAGGGGGUUUCAUGCUCGAAGAAGGUGAACCCGGCGAGAGCGACGAGGGCGCUGCGACAGCGCUGACGCCGUCUAAGAUGCCCAGUUUGAGACCGCUCGAGCUUCCCCCGGAAGUGGUGCAUCAAGAGGUUAUUGUUGUUCGGUCUCCCCACAAGCUCCCACAACCGCCCGCGCAAGAACCACCAAUGCAGCAGAGCAACUAUCAAGAAAACAAACCUAACGUGGCCGAUGAGGGAGGUUUCAUGCUUGACAAUAACCAUCCCGCAAUCCUCGCACCAGGGAAAGUAGACUCCGAAGCGGCUGCCAAUUCAGAAAGCGGCGGAUUCAUCCGCGAGGACGAGGCUGAGGACGACAAUGAAGGUGGCGGGUUUCUGUUAGACGACGAGGACGAAGCAAGUGGUGGCUUCGUGACCGAGACUGAAGCAUCCAAAACGCACACGCUAGCAAGCACAACUGACGAGGAACGAGCAGGAGGCUUCUUACCCGGACCGGAGACGGACGCGGCCUCGGCCACGGCCAACGACGCUGGCGCCGCUACGGGCCCUUCGACCGCGUCUACCACUCUGGGAAGCCCCGAGUCCAACAACAUUCGCCAUGAAUACCGGGACGCCGGAGACUGCGAAAAUACUGAAGUGGCCAUGGUCUAUUCAACUGAGGUUGGUCCAUCCGCGGCACAACCGCCUCCACCUCCGCCUCCUGCUAACCCGGACGAGGGCACACUGGAGCUGAACCAACACGAGGCCGCAAAUGGAGAAAGUCCUGCCUCGGCUCCUACGCCGGGCUCCCUCCUCUCGCAUGACCCCGAGGAAGACGACGCUGAGCCUGAGUGGCUGUUGAAUAGCCUGGGAGAGAUGGACUGA